CAUGUUUUCAUCUGUUAAUUUGAUGAUGUUGAUGUUGAUCAUUUACCGGCAACUUCCGGAAUCAAUUUAAACCAUUUUAAUCUUUUAUUAUUUCAUCUAAAUUGUUGUAAACAUGAGUUCUAAUGGUGAUCUGAUUGAUAGUGAAGAUAUCGCGUUCAAGUGGAGUAGAAAAGUUCCCUUUCAUAAAGUGGGUGAAAAUGAUACAACUGAUGGUUAUGUUGUUACCCCUCAAACUCGGGAUCUAUUGCGAAGUCAUGUUAAAAGAAUCGGAGGUCAAGUUCGCACUCGAUUCCCACCUGAACCAAACGGGAUUCUUCACAUUGGCCAUGCAAAAGCGAUAAAUAUCAACUUUGGUUAUGCUAAAGCUAAUAAUGGAAUUUGUAUCUUACGUUAUGAUGAUACUAAUCCAGAGAAAGAGGAAGAACGAUUUGUUCGGGAGAUUAGAGAGAUGAUUGAAUGGUUAGGGUACAAACCUUAUAAGAUAACCUAUUCUUCCGAUAAUUUUGACCUUCUCUAUGAGUAUGGCGUUGAAUUGGUUCGCCGUAAUUUAGCUUAUGUUUGCCAUCAAAAACCAGAAGAAUUGAGAGGUUUCGAUCCACCACCAUCACCUUGGAGAGAUCGACCCAUCGAGGAGAGUUUAAAAUUAUUCCAAGAAAUGAAAGAAGGUAAAUUCGGAGAAGGUGAAGCAACUCUAAGGAUGAAAACCACUUUAGGAGAUAGUAAAGUUGAUCCGGUUGCUUAUCGAAUUAAAUUUAAAUCUCAUCACCGAACCGGAGAUAAAUGGUGCAUCUAUCCAACAUAUGAUUUUACUCAUUGUCUUUGUGACUCUAUUGAAGAUAUAACUCAUUCUUUGUGUACAAAAGAGUUUCAAUCUCGACGUGCCUCUUAUUAUUGGUUAUGUAAUUCACUUGACCUUUACUGUCCCGUUCAAUGGGAAUAUUCUCGUCUUAACAUGGCCAAUACUGUUGUCUCUAAGAGGAAAAUUGCCAAACUAAUUGAAGAGAAAAUUGUCAACGAUUGGGAUGAUCCUCGACUUUACACUUUAACUGCUCUUCGUCGACGAGGUUUCCCAUAUCAAGCAAUCAACUCUUUCUGUCUUUCUCUUGGUUUAACUGGAGCUCAAACCAUAACGGAACCUCACAUGUUGGAAGCUCAUGUUCGUGAUUAUCUUAAUAAAUUCGCACCCAGAGCUAUGUGUGUCAUGGAACCUUUAAAAUUAAAAGUUCUCAACUAUGAUCAACACUUUAAAACUAAACCUUCAACUUUAACCGUUGACAAAUUACCAACUAAUCCAGAAUUCGGUAAUCGUUCAAAAGUUUUCGAUGAAUAUGUUUACAUUGAAUUAGACGAUUUCCGUGAAGGUGCCACUCCAAAAGGAUACAAACGAUUGACCAGUGAACAAACUGUUGGCCUUAAAUUCAUUAACAUGGUCGCUUCCGUUGAAAAUGUAAUCAAAUCAGAUGAUGGAACCAUCAAAGAGAUUGAAGUUACUAUUGUUCCCGUUGCUGAGACCAAAAAACCUAAAGCAUUUAUCCAUUGGGUUUCUGCUCCUCGAAAUGUUGAGAUUCGUUUAUAUGAUAAUUUAUUUAUUCACAAGAAUCCUGAAGAUAAAGAUCAAGUUCCUGGUGGUUUCAUUACCGAUAUAAACCCUAAUUCAUUGAAAAUUGUUCCCAAUGCAAUGGUUGAUAUUGAAGGUCCUUAUGAGAAGCUAAAAAAUGAGAAAUAUCAAUUCGAGAGAAUUGGUUACUUUGCCCCGGACCCUGAUUCAACUGAUGAUAAAUUAAUCUUCAAUAGGAUUGUUACCCUUAAAGAAGAUAAAGAUAAAAACACUAAAUAAUUAUCGAUUAAAGUUUUCUGUCAAAUUGAUUUACAAAUAAAAAUCAAUCCAAAUUCAAGAUUCACUUGGAUUCUGAGAAGAAAAAAACCUUUGAUCUCUCAUCUUUUAAUCACCUGUUGAUCCCCAAACAAGAUCAUUAAUUGCAGAAAUUAAAGCACCAA
Messenger RNA from Panonychus citri (citrus red mite), 1998 nucleotides. It is a transcript of the gene GlnRS, whose product is annotated as probable glutamine--tRNA ligase. Gene Ontology annotation, cellular component: cytosol; aminoacyl-tRNA synthetase multienzyme complex; cytoplasm. Gene Ontology annotation, biological process: glutaminyl-tRNA aminoacylation; translation. The coding region runs from base 113 to 1837 and encodes 574 amino acids. Gene Ontology annotation, molecular function: ATP binding; glutamine-tRNA ligase activity. The record is from RefSeq and is a predicted model, not a curated record. The transcript is spliced from 2 exons. Lineage: Eukaryota; Metazoa; Arthropoda; Arachnida; Trombidiformes; Tetranychidae.